GGGAAGUCCUACCAAUGGUUUUUGAUUCAUGAUCUCAUUUUCUUUUCUGCAAGAAGCAGCUGGGCAUAAAGAGUGAUUUACUCAGAGUCUCAUAAUUAGUAAUGGAGUCGACUUGGGAUACAGAUCCUCACCGGUGACCAGUUCUCUUUCUUCUGCGCUGGCCUGCCUGUGACUUCAGAAUUCUAGUCCGGAUCUUUUACCCUGUAGGCCAGUUGUUGCCUUUGUGUUGUGCCCAAGUGGAAUCAUUACUUUUGGGAAGGUGCUGUUAUUCCGCUUUAUUUUACAGAAACUGAGGGUAAGAGGAAUUUUAUGGUUUUGUGACUGUGGCAGCUCUUUAGUAUUAAAGUCACUUUUCAACGUAGAGCGCCUUUCUCCUAGACCACAAAAGGAUUAGUUUUCGGACAAAACAAUCCAUUUCUGCAGUGGUUAUGGUUGGGAUAACCUAACACCAUAAUCACAUUCCCCUUGUGCGCCUGGCUACCUAUGCCACCUUGUAUGUGAAUGUUAACCCAAAAGACUCCUUUAGAUGUCACUGAACUAGUUACUAUAAAAAGUAUUUCACUUUCAAACUCCCACAUUUCAAGAACAGAGAAAUUCAGCGCAAAGGUAACUCAGAGGUUUCCCUGGAACCUGGGCUCCCCGAGACGCAGCACUGGAGCAGAUGGAUAAUGGAGACUGGGGCUAUAUGAUGACUGACCCAGUCACGUUAAAUGUAGGUGGACACUUGUACACAACGUCUCUCACCACACUGACGCGUUACCCGGAUUCCAUGCUUGGAGCUAUGUUUGGGGGGGACUUCCCCACAGCUCGAGACCCUCAAGGCAAUUACUUCAUUGAUCGAGAUGGACCUCUUUUCCGAUAUGUCCUCAACUUCUUGAGAACUUCAGAGUUGACCUUACCCCUGGAUUUUAAGGAAUUUGAUCUGCUUCGGAAAGAAGCAGAUUUUUAUCAGAUUGAGCCCUUGAUUCAGUGUCUCAAUGACCCCAAGCCUUUGUAUCCUAUGGAUACUUUUGAAGAAGUUGUGGAGUUAUCUAGUACUCGGAAGCUUUCUAAGUACUCCAAUCCAGUAGCUGUCAUCAUAACCCAAUUAACCAUCACCACCAAGGUCCAUUCCUUACUAGAAGGUAUAUCAAACUAUUUUACAAAGUGGAAUAAGCAUAUGAUGGACACCAGAGAUUGCCAGGUUUCCUUUACUUUUGGACCCUGUGAUUAUCACCAGGAAGUUUCUCUCCGAGUCCACCUGAUGGAAUACAUUACAAAACAAGGUUUCACAAUCCGAAACACCCGAGUGCAUCACAUGAGUGAGCGGGCCAACGAGAACACAGUGGAGCACAACUGGACUUUCUGCAGGCUGGCCCGGAAGACAGAUGACUGACCUCCAGCACUGGGAGAAGUUCCUGGAAGUGGACUCUCCAGGAGAUCGAAGAGGCUGAUUUUUUUUUUUUUUUUUUAAAUCACAGUGUGAGAUUUUUUUUUUUUUAAUAUUUGUAUUUAUUUGAAGGCACUGGGGACCAGAAGGAAGGAAGUUUUGUGCUUCAGCAGACUCCUCUAUGUUUUGUUCCCUUCACGCUGAGUAUGCAUGUGCCUGUUCAGAGCCUCCAGUUACCUUUUUUAUAAAAAGAAGUCUGAAAAUCGUUAUGGUAUAUAAUCUACCCUUAACAGAGCUUUUUUUUAUUACAGUGCUAAAAUGAUUUCUGAUUAAAUAGUCCCUAACUCAACUAGAAGGCUAAAAAUGCAGGAAUGAAAGAAUAAACAGAGUACUCAUGAUGCCUUUGGGAAAAAUCAAAACAUCAUGUAGGGUGACCUAGUUUUCAAACCAAUAAGCAGUAUUAUAAUAUUAAAGGAAAACUGUUCCAGUCAUUUAAAAGUACUUGUUAAGUACUGCUUUUUACAGUUAUGACAACUGUUUCUUUCUAUGCAUAUAAAUCAAGCAACCAAAUAUCUGUAGCCAUGGAAAUGUCUGACUAGAAAUAUUUAUAUUGGCUUCUGAAUACAAAAUGUCCCUGUGGUAGAAAUCUUACUUCUUAUGCCUGGUGCAGUAUAAUUCCCAAGUGUACUGUCUACCAGAAUAAAUAAAUAAAUAAAUAAAUGAAAUAUGAAAA
This is a messenger RNA of Delphinapterus leucas (beluga whale), 2102 nucleotides long. Lineage: Eukaryota; Metazoa; Chordata; Mammalia; Artiodactyla; Monodontidae. The record is from RefSeq and is a predicted model, not a curated record.